CUUGUCUAUCCCUCCCUUGCCCACAAUCUCUCCCUCCCGGUGAAAAAAAAGCACAAUGAUGUCUAUCACUCGCUACAAGGACCCAAUUCCCGAUGGUGCCCUCAUCGUGACCACACUCGACGGAGCGGCCUUUGUCCAAAAGACGUUCCCGCAUGCCAUUUUCUAUCCCGAAAAUAACGGCCACUACGCCAAGGAUCCCGAUGGCACUGUCAUCGCCGUGGCAUCGGAUGCAUUGUGUGAGGAAAUCGACCGCAGAAACGCCGAGUUGGAAGCGAAAAUUGCCGCGGGUGAGAAGCUGACCGAUGAGUAUGCGGUUUAGUCGGAGAUGGUCUGGCGUGAUCCUAGGGACAGGGAUUAUGUCCCUGCUUAUGGGGCUGUGGGAUGUAACCUUCUGCGGUGUGCUGAGGGGGAAAAUCAACUUGAAGCAUUUUAAUUGUCUGACAGUUUAUCACGGUUAUUCAAGUCGCCUGUCCUCCCCAGAACAAAGCCCGUUUAUCACUCACUCAUCGUUCUUUUUCCGCUUCCUGUCUUACCUCUUGAGAAUCUUCUCUGCCGUCCUUCGCAGGCUGGUUCUUCUCAGCGUAGUCGCUACAGCCUACGCAACCACCACUCGCUUUAAUACUCCUCUCCUUGAAGGUGCAAUAGUCCUGGACACCGAAAACGACCUUCGAGAAUGCACUGCCUCCCACCCAGAUGUCGAUCUCGAGAGCGUGGACGGGGGCUACACCAUCAACGGGCCUAAGGGUGCGAUAUUGGCUUACAUCGGGGACCAUCUUAGCAAAGAAAUUGACGAGCGAAUGAAGACCUUGGAGCUUUUCGAAAAUCUCUUGGCCGAGAAAGGCGUGUCGGAAAAUGAUGUAUUUAGGGUCUUUGAAGCAGACCGCAGUGGUGGCAAUCCCUUCUGUGUUUACCCUGGGGUUCCAGGCAAAUGCCAGCAUUACACUCAUUGCUAUGUUUGCUCUCACGGCCAUCGUUGUAUCUAGUCGGCAGCAAGCAGCACAGGUUUCUGCUAGACAAUCUUAUCAUGGUUGUCCUUUGAUCCUUCAGGAAGAC
Aspergillus pseudonomiae is the source of this 1053-nucleotide messenger RNA. RefSeq lists its product as uncharacterized. The record is from RefSeq and is a predicted model, not a curated record. Bases 303 to 983 code for a protein of 226 amino acids. NCBI's taxonomy places the organism in Eukaryota, Fungi, Ascomycota, Eurotiomycetes, Eurotiales, Aspergillaceae. The transcript has a single exon.